Molecule: messenger RNA, 1296 nt
Organism: Didymodactylos carnosus
Lineage: Eukaryota; Metazoa; Rotifera; Eurotatoria; Philodinida; Philodinidae
Source: the annotation of a GenBank genome assembly
AUGGGUGAGCAGCGUCCGUCACAGGAAUCGGUUCUAUUCAAAAUCGUGAUCUUCACAUCGGACGAGCAAUGUUUUCCGCCCUACGCCGAUAUUUCGCAUUUGAGCCGGUUCACCGACGAACAAGAAGUGAUACUCUCAGUGGGAAGCGUAUGCAGUAUCGUCUCUGUACAAGAUGAAGGUACACAUUGGUGCGUUCAAAUGUCUCUCUGCUCAUGGAACCAUCCACGCCUCACUCAGAUGAAAACAGCUGUAUUGAAUCCAUUGAUGCAGUUCGAAUCUAGGAGUGAAACCACCUCAAUCAACAUUCUUGGAUACCUGCUUAUGACGAUGGGCGAAAGACAAAAGGCUCUUAUGCUACUCGAGAUGGGUCCAACCACCGCAAGGGGCUUAUAUUCCGACCAGACGCGACGCGGUUUCGACACUUUAAAUGGGCUUUUUCGAUUUUCAAACGAGAUGACGCGCAGCAGUGUGACACCAGAUCGCUCGACAAUGGUCGAUGAAGCUCAGCGAAUCUUAGCCUACUACAGGGACACAUCAAAUAGCAUGAGAGAGAUAUCGAACUUCCUGAGUCAAUUUCCGGAGCAUGCAUCUUCUAUUACACCAUUGGUGCACACAGUAGAGAAUUUAUGCGGAUUCGUCAGCUCCGUGUUUUCCGGUAUGGGAGAUCAGGACAAAAUACCACAUUUGUUGUCACAAUUGGAAAGUACAGAAGCGGCAUUGCAACAUUCAUUUCUACCUGACCAUCCGUUAAUGACGAACUUCGCAAGUCUCAAGGGUCUUUUUCAAGCAGGACAAGGCAAUCACGCGGGUGCAAUAGUUGAGCUAGAACAGUCAUUGCGUAAUUUUGAUUCCAUUCUUGGCACGCAGUAUCCAGUCCGCUGGGGUAUAUUGGUUUCAAUAGGUGAUGCUGCAGAAAAACUUCAUGAUGAGGAGAAAGCGCUUGACUCGUACAUGCAGAGUCUCGAAGUGUACGAUCCCGACCCUGUCCUCGAUAUCAAAAAUCGUCUCUAUUCUACAGAACGCUUAGCUAGACUUUUUAUGAAGCGCGAAGAAUUCGAUGUUGCUAUUCAAUUCUACAGCAACAUCGUCGAUAUGCCACAAAUUUCGCCCCGGUCGCAGGAAAUUGAGUGUGCGCUUGGAGAAAUUAUCAAGAUCCAUAAGAAACGCGGCGAUUGGGAAGCAGCUAUUAGUAGCAUGCAACAACUGAUAGGCAUCAAACGGGCAAACGGUGCAGAUGUGGAAUACUAUGAGAGCCAGAUUGCGAUGAUGGAACAACAGUUGCAUCAACGAGAAUAA